AUGCGAAAGUCCAAGCAUGAAUCAGUGAAGCCCACACUGAGAGUAAAUCAUCCCACUACAAAGACCCUUCCUAAGCCUGUCCUCAGAGCACAGCCACACUCUGUGGUCUCCAAGCAGAAUAAGGUGACCUUCUUGUGUGAGGGAGCCACAGGAGCCAAAGAGUAUAGAUUUUAUAAAGAACUAUACCAAAAUCAAUGGCAGAGAGAGAUUUCACAGAACCCUAAGAACAAGAAUGAAUUAUCAAUCUCCAAAUUAGGCUAUCACCAUGCAGGGCAAUAUCACUGUCAAUAUCGGACCCUUAAUGGAUGGUCAGAGUAUAGUGACUCCCUGGAGCUGGUGGUGACAGGAUUCUACAGCAAACCCAGCCUGUCAGCCCAGUCGAGGCCUGAGGUGACUGAAGGAGGGAAUGUCACCCUCCAGUGUGAUUCAUGGCAGGCAUAUGACUGCUUCAUUCUGACUAAGGAAGGACCACAGCAGCUGUCCCAGACACUGGACUCACGGUGUAACUCCUAUACUUGGCAGUACCAGGCCCAGUUCUCUGUGGGCCCUGUGACCUCCAGUCAAAGAUGGACAUUCAGAUGCUACAGCUAUAACAAGAACAGCCCACUGGUGUGGUCAGAACCUAGUGACCCCCUGGAGCUCCUGGUCUCAGGACUGACUCUGGACCUCGGGACCCCAGUGCUGACAGAGACCCUUCCUAAGCCUGUCCUCAGAGCACAGCCACACUCUGUGGUCUCCAAGCAGAAUAAGGUGACCUUCUUGUGUGAGGGAGCCACAGGAGCCAAAGAGUAUAGAUUUUAUAAAGAACUAUACCAAAAUCAAUGGCAGAGAGAGAUUUCACAGAACCCUAAGAACAAGAAUGAAUUAUCAAUCUCCAAAUUAGGCUAUCACCAUGCAGGGCAAUAUCACUGUCAAUAUCGGACCCUUAAUGGAUGGUCAGAGUAUAGUGACUCCCUGGAGCUGGUGGUGACAGGAUUCUACAGCAAACCCAGCCUGUCAGCCCAGUCGAGGCCUGAGGUGACUGAAGGAGGGAAUGUCACCCUCCAGUGUGAUUCAUGGCAGGCAUAUGACUGCUUCAUUCUGACUAAGGAAGGACCACAGCAGCUGUCCCAGACACUGGACUCACGGUGUAACUCCUAUACUUGGCAGUACCAGGCCCAGUUCUCUGUGGGCCCUGUGACCUCCAGUCAAAGAUGGACAUUCAGAUGCUACAGCUAUAACAAGAACAGCCCACUGGUGUGGUCAGAACCUAGUGACCCCCUGGAGCUCCUGGUCUCAGGACUGACUCUGGACCUCGGGACCCCAGUGCUGACAGAGACCCUUCCUAAGCCUGUCCUCAGAGCACAGCCACACUCUGUGGUCUCCAAGCAGAAUAAGGUGACCUUCUUGUGUGAGGGAGCCACAGGAGCCAAAGAGUAUAGAUUUUAUAAAGAACUAUACCAAAAUCAAUGGCAGAGAGAGAUUUCACAGAACCCUAAGAACAAGAAUGAAUUAUCAAUCUCCAAAUUAGGCUAUCACCAUGCAGGGCAAUAUCACUGUCAAUAUCGGACCCUUAAUGGAUGGUCAGAGUAUAGUGACUCCCUGGAGCUGGUGGUGACAGGAUUCUACAGCAAACCCAGCCUGUCAGCCCAGUCGAGGCCUGAGGUGACUGAAGGAGGGAAUGUCACCCUCCAGUGUGAUUCAUGGCAGGCAUAUGACUGCUUCAUUCUGACUAAGGAAGGACCACAGCAGCUGUCCCAGACACUGGACUCACGGUGUAACUCCUAUACUUGGCAGUACCAGGCCCAGUUCUCUGUGGGCCCUGUGACCUCCAGUCAAAGAUGGACAUUCAGAUGCUACAGCUAUAACAAGAACAGCCCACUGGUGUGGUCAGAACCUAGUGAUCCCCUGGAGCUCCUGGUCUCAG
This is a messenger RNA of Alexandromys fortis (reed vole), 1906 nucleotides long. Its product is annotated as leukocyte immunoglobulin-like receptor subfamily B member 3. Gene Ontology annotation, biological process: cytokine-mediated signaling pathway. Gene Ontology annotation, molecular function: inhibitory MHC class I receptor activity. NCBI's taxonomy places the organism in Eukaryota, Metazoa, Chordata, Mammalia, Rodentia, Cricetidae. The transcript is spliced from 9 exons. The record is from RefSeq and is a predicted model, not a curated record. The annotation marks the transcript as partial. Gene Ontology annotation, cellular component: plasma membrane.